Molecule: messenger RNA, 1407 nt
Organism: Fonsecaea monophora
Lineage: Eukaryota; Fungi; Ascomycota; Eurotiomycetes; Chaetothyriales; Herpotrichiellaceae
Product: citrate synthase, mitochondrial
Exons: 3
Coding region: 1-1407 (468 amino acids)
Biological process (GO): carbohydrate metabolic process; tricarboxylic acid cycle; citrate metabolic process
Cellular component (GO): mitochondrial matrix
Source: RefSeq, a predicted model, not a curated record
AUGGCCUCCUCUCUUCGCCUAGGGAGCUCUUUGCUCCGUUCAUCAACCAGACCUUUGGUCCAGAAAGCCGCCUUCAAUGGCGUGCGCUGCGCAAGCACCCAAUCCCUAAAAGAGGUCUUCGCUGCUAAACUCCCUGGCGAGAUUGAGAAAGUCAAGAAACUGAGAAAGGACUAUGGCUCAAAGGUCAUUGGCGAAGUUACACUGGACCAAGUCUACGGUGGUGCUCGAGGCAUCAAGUCUCUAGUCUGGGAGGGUUCCGUGCUUGACUCAGAAGAGGGUAUCAGAUUCCGUGGAAGGACUAUCCCCGAAUGCCAGGAAGUGCUCCCCAAGGCUCCUGGAGGCGAGGAGCCUCUGCCCGAAGGGCUGUUCUGGCUUCUUCUGACCGGCGAGGUUCCCAGCGAGCAGCAGGUCCGAGAGCUGUCUGCCGACUGGGCAGCUCGAUCUGAUCUUCCCAAGUUCGUCGAGGAACUCAUCGAUCGUUGUCCCAGCGACAUGCACCCAAUGGCUCAGUUUUCGAUUGCCGUUGUUGCGCUCGAGCACACCUCGGAGUUCGCCAAAGCCUACGCCAAGGGCAUCAAUAAGAAGGACUACUGGUCAUACACUUUCGAGGACUCGAUGAACCUCAUUGCCAAGCUGCCCACGAUUGCUGCGAAGAUCUACCGUAACGCAUACAAGGAUGGCAAGGUGGCCCCUAUCCAGAAAGACAAGGACUAUGGCUUCAACUUGGCCAACCAGCUUGGCUACGGCGACAACGCUGACUUCGUUGAGCUUAUGCGUCUCUAUCUCACCAUUCACUCUGACCAUGAGGGUGGCAACGUCAGCGCACACACCACUCAUUUGGUCGGAAGCGCUUUGAGCUCUCCUAUGCUCUCCCUUGCUGCUGGUCUCAACGGUUUGGCCGGUCCUCUCCACGGUCUGGCCAACCAAGAAGUCUUGAACUGGCUCACUAAGAUGAAGGAGAGCAUUGGCGAUGAUCUCAGCGACCAAAAGAUCACCGACUACCUGUGGGAGACCCUGAACGGUGGUCGUGUCGUUCCUGGCUAUGGCCAUGCCGUCCUCCGCAAGACGGAUCCCCGCUACGUGUCUCAACGCGAGUUCGCUCUUCGCAAGCUCCCCAAUGACCCCAUGUUCAAGCUGGUCAGCCAGGUCUACAAGAUCGCCCCUGGUGUUUUGACAAAGCACGGAAAGACCAAGAACCCAUACCCCAACGUUGAUGCUCACUCCGGCGUCCUCUUGCAAUACUACGGAUUGACCGAAGCCAACUAUUACACUGUCCUCUUCGGUGUCUCGCGCGCCCUGGGUGUCCUGCCGCAACUUAUCAUCGAUCGUGCUCUCGGUGCACCCAUCGAGCGCCCCAAGUCCUUCAGCACCGAAGCCUAUGCCAAACUCGUGGGUGCUUCAUUGUGA